AUGACGGAGCCCUUGUCACCUCCUGAUAUUCCUACUACUUCUGAUCUGGGGCUUAUGGCAUACAACAUCCGGGUCCUGGAUAUCCGAGAUCGUAUCCAGAGACUCUCUCACACGAUAACACACCGUCGAAAACCACUUCCAGAAUGCAUCGAGCAGUUGAAAGGUCUUGCUGAUGAGCUCGAUAACUUACGCCGUUUACUACCACAACACUAUCACUUCGACAAGAAGAAUCUCUUCCUUCGCGCAUAUACUCCGCAAAGAACAUCAUUUGUCAUGUUUCAUGCGUGGUGGCACCAAUGCCAGUGCGAUAUGUACCGAUUUACUAUUCCCGGCUUCCGGGAAGGGCUCCCUUUCGAAGACCUGCAAAGUCUAUCACCAGAAUUUGUCGCCUAUUGCAGAGAUCGCUGCCUUGAGCACGCGCUAGCUGUGUCGGACAUCAUGGCUACAGUAACUGAAAUGGGGAAGGACAUCUUCAUUACUGACCCGUCCCUCGCGAUGUGCGCCUUCCACUCCGCACGCGUCAUCUCCCGCCUCGGCUCACCAGAAUUCUCACGCUUACCAAGAGCAUUAUUGUUAGCCAAGCUUCAAGCUUGCUCGGAUAUCCUCGAAACUCCCUCCGAAGUUUACCCAACGACUAAGUUGCUUCGAGGUGGUAUAUCGGAUCUGAUCCACGAUGCCGAGCGGGAUUCUGGUGACUCUAGCCCAAUGAGGUCCGGCUGGGACUUAGAGAAGCCCCAUGAACAUGCCGGCGAGGUUGCUUCUGUGCCGGAUAGUACCGGCAGGGGCUCACGUGAAGUGUACUCCAAAUACAGCGUGACGGAUGAAAUACGAAAGCUUAAGUUUCAACAAGAUGGAGAAGAUAAUGUGCAGCCAUACCUGGACGACAGUCGGGAGACGAGAGAUCAGCAUGAUAUGACUCAUCCACAUGCCUUCGGGAUGCCCGACAUCUCCAAGCCCGACGGCGCUCAGUCCUACAUGGCGAUGCAGCAAGAUAUGACAGGGAAUUCGGUUGGGUUCCCGCCUGCUGGAUUUGGAGGCAACACUGCGGUGUACGAUGUUUCCAUGACACUGGGAUUUGAGCCAAGUUAUGAUGAAUGCCAGCCAGAUCUGUUCUUGGACUCAUUUAUGCCGCUUCAGACCGACUGGAAUAUGGCCGAUCCUGGGUGCUUUUGA
Colletotrichum siamense is the source of this 1173-nucleotide messenger RNA. RefSeq lists its product as uncharacterized. Gene Ontology annotation, cellular component: nucleus. The transcript is spliced from 2 exons. The coding region runs from base 1 to 1173 and encodes 390 amino acids. The record is from RefSeq and is a predicted model, not a curated record. Lineage: Eukaryota; Fungi; Ascomycota; Sordariomycetes; Glomerellales; Glomerellaceae.